ACUCUUAGGUAGUCGAUUUUCAGUAACUCAGAGAAGUUCCGGACGAGACCUUACAAAUUCACAAUGGCGAUGGCUUUCAAGAUGGCAACCACUGGAAUGUGGGUGAGCGAUGAGUGCAAGAACUCGUUCAUGGAAAUGAAAUGGAAGAAGGUGCAUAGGUAUAUUGUUUUUAAGAUCGAUGAAGGAUCGAGGUUGGUUACUGUGGACAAGGUCGGCGGUUCCGCAGAAAGCUACGAUGAUCUCACCGCCUCAUUGCCGACCGACGACUGUCGGUAUGCUGUGUUCGAUUUCGACUUUGUCACCAUUGAUAAUUGCCGGAAGAGCAAGAUCUUCUUCAUCGCCUGGUCACCGACCGCAUCAAGAAUUAGAGCAAAAAUUCUAUACGCAACUUCAAAAGCUGGACUGAGGAGAGUGCUGGAAGGUAUACAUUACGAGGUCCAAGCAACCGAUCCAACUGAGAUGGGGAUCGAUGUGAUCAAGGACAGAGCCAAAUAGAUAAAAAGAAUUAGAAAAAGAAAAUAGCUCAUCAAUCGUUCUUUAGGCAUCUUUUACUCUGUUUUUUAAUAAUCAAUGACCACUCCCAAUCACUAUAUGUUAUCUGCUCUUUCCUUCUUCGUUUGUUCAUCUUUAUUUUUCUUUUUUGGGAACUAAUGUAAGUAAAAAUAAAAACUAAUGUUGUGGACAAUCAAAGCCCCUUUUCUUGUAUUGGCUUUGAUCUUGAAAAGGUGAGCUGCUGCUGAUAAUUGAUGUAGUGUGUAAUUUGAUCUUAUGUAUAUUAUCCUCUUGCCUUCUUAAA
Messenger RNA from Cucurbita maxima (winter squash), 796 nucleotides. RefSeq names its product actin-depolymerizing factor 5-like. The record is from RefSeq and is a predicted model, not a curated record. NCBI's taxonomy places the organism in Eukaryota, Viridiplantae, Streptophyta, Magnoliopsida, Cucurbitales, Cucurbitaceae. The transcript has 3 exons. Bases 64 to 495 code for a protein of 143 amino acids. Gene Ontology annotation, molecular function: actin filament binding. Gene Ontology annotation, cellular component: actin cytoskeleton; cytoplasm. Gene Ontology annotation, biological process: actin filament depolymerization; actin filament bundle assembly.